CAUGUUUCCUCUUACAAGUGUUUAGUUGUUAUUAUUGACGAAUCACUCACAUGGUCUCCUCAAUUGAAAAUAAAGUUUUUCCAAAUUAUCCAUGUUAAAGGAACACGUUGCCUUGGAUCGAUAGAGUUUGUCGUUGAAAAGCGUUCUGUAACCGUUUGUUAUAAAAUGCAUAUGGGUAGAGAGAUUCAUAAAGAUUGACAUCAUCAUCAUGGAGGAGUGCUAAUUUUGAGGCAUUUGUAUACGCCUAUUAAUCUGCGCGGUCACUUCUUGUGGACAGUAUACUGCACGGAAUCGAGCUCACCUCACGUUUAAAAUUAUGUUAAAACUCGCGAAGAUUUCUGAUCAAGCUGUUUCAUAUUCUUUGUUCGUAUGAGAUACUGUUAAAACAUAAAGCUAAUAUCAUCAUGCCUGUAUAUUAUCUAUGUGCAAUAGUUAUUCCACUGUUACAUUUGCAAUCGGUUGUCGGGAAACUCACACCAUGGUGUGGUGUGAUUGACUAUGCUUUGGUUGAUCGGAACUACACCACCAUAAAUGCUACCAAGAAUCAAAAGCUGUGUUACCAGGCCUGUCUGAAGGAUUCACCCAGGUGUAGAUCUGCAAAUUACCGGCCUAGAGAUCAAGAAUGUGACUUGAACUGUGCCUCACACUUUGAUGUUUGUGCGGGUGGGGGAUUGGUCGAGCAGUCUGGGUCUCUCUACACCUUUACGGCAUCUGAGAUUGGGUGCCUGGAUUCUCCUGCCCCGACUUGUUGCGAGAAGUCAGCAGUAUUUUCGUGGGGAGACAAAGGGUCUGAAUGGAAACUGAUCUUCAAGGGGGUUGCUGGGACAGGAAUAAAGCUUUAUGAUCUCUGGACUAACACCACAGAUGUAUAUUCGGAGUGCUGUGGACACUGUUGUGGACAAGAGACGUUGUUCAACUAUUGGAAAAACGAACGAUUGAACGUCAAACGGGUCAAGCUGUCAUUGUAUGACCACACUGGGGUCAAAGUUGAAUUGGUAUUCAAUGGAACAGCAGACGUUACGAGCUGGUUCGCCAAGGAGCGUCUUGUAUCCUCCCCAUGGAGUGACCUGACACCAACCGCCAAAACAAUUUACUUCUCUGUCUUUGGAGAAGUGACCGACGGUUUGGUAGAUCGGCGGUUCUACAUCAGUAAAGAGCACAAUGGAUGUCCUUACGACCUUGGCUGGAUGGUGGUGGUAGACUCAAAACGAUAUUGCGAGUGGGAGCAAGGGUUCAGCAGUUAUCCUGCUAUAAUGUACAGCACUAUCAACACAGCAGUCAAUUGGAAGCAAGAAAGACUCGAUAAAACUUUGGGCAUAGCUGAUUACUUGACCAUCCACAUCGAUACGGAGUGAGACGAGACUCUAAAGCGAAUCCGCACCGAGCGUGACCUGUUGGUGUCGCGCUGCAGUUUUACACACCAUGGUGAACAACCCUGCGCGUUUUAAAUAAUAUAAUUUCAAACGCAAAUUUGAAAAGGUAAUUUUUUUUAGUCGAUUGAGUUUUUAAUUCUAAUUAUUUUAUAAAUUCAUGGGGAAAUUAUGUAGUGAAACUCAAAGGGACAUUUAAGUAACAAUUUUAAGUAAACAAAGAAUAUAAUAAUAUGAUAUGAUAUUUCUCACUAGUUGUUAUAGAUUGCUGUCAUAAUGAGUGUUAAAAAUGUUGUCAAGGUCAUAGGUCAUACAAACCAAUCAACGUGAUGUUAUUUUUUUAAUUGAAGGGCACAAUAGUACAUUAUUUGGUUCUGACGAACCUCAACAAAAUUUAAUGUAUUUUCUACAGUGUUUCUAUAUAUUUAUAUUUGAUUUGGUAUUUGAUUUGGUAUUUGAUGUGCAAUUUUUAUGUCGUUUUUGUCAUUGUGCCAUUUUGUUCCUUUGCUAUUUUUAUUGUCCGGAUCGCCUUUAGAUAGUGAUUAUUUUCGCUUUUUGGUUAUCCGCAGGCUUGUUCUCUGUGUAGUCUUAUUUUUUA
Asterias rubens (European starfish) is the source of this 1968-nucleotide messenger RNA. RefSeq lists its product as uncharacterized. The transcript is spliced from 6 exons. Lineage: Eukaryota; Metazoa; Echinodermata; Asteroidea; Forcipulatida; Asteriidae. The record is from RefSeq and is a predicted model, not a curated record. The coding region runs from base 405 to 1355 and encodes 316 amino acids.